Centruroides sculpturatus (bark scorpion) is the source of this 3579-nucleotide messenger RNA. RefSeq lists its product as uncharacterized. The record is from RefSeq and is a predicted model, not a curated record. The transcript has a single exon. Bases 1 to 3579 code for a protein of 1192 amino acids. Lineage: Eukaryota; Metazoa; Arthropoda; Arachnida; Scorpiones; Buthidae.
AUGGCCAAUCCACAAAAUGUUACCCUUCUGGUACCGCUCCGGCCACCCUAUCACUGCCCAGCGUGCCUCCCUGUUUACAGGGAUUACGUCGACCACGGCGGCUUGUCACGCCACCUUCGACGUAUUCAUGGCGGGCGUCUCAAUUUUGAAUGCCGAGCAUGUGGAAGACAGUCAGACAAACUGAAGGAGCUGAAACUUCACCAAGCCCGUUCAACGCAAUGCUCCAACAUGUUCCCCUCCAUGUCUCCCGAUCAAGCCAGGGACCCAAAGCAGCGAGGGAAAAUACCCACUGGCGCACGGAGACGACUACGCCAAACUGACUACGGUCUUGACGAGGCCUACCUCGCCUCGCAGGCCGCCCUCAACAGCGAGGUAAGUAGCAGCCACCCUCGGCUCCCUACCUCACAUCCCAGGCCCACUCCUGCGGCUCAUCCUCCUACAGCCAGUCCUCCUCCAGCCGUCGAUACCAGUCCAGCCGGAGCUACUCCAACAGCGACAAGCACCAUCCAGGAUGUCGGUCCCACUCCAACCAGCACUGCCAGCGACACCUCGCCUACUCCUCUAGUAAGACGCCCACGCCGCCGUAGACGCCGUAAACCAUCCGACACUCCGGACGCUGCAAGCAGUCAAGACAGCAUUCCUGACAGCCCCGCCGAUUCCAAUGGAACCACCACUGCUGAGCCCAGUCCGUCCACGGCUCCUCAUCUGGACACCAACACCGUCCCCGAAGCCGCUACAGCUGACUGCCCACAGCCCCCUCCCGCUCUUGCCACAGAUCCCGUGCCCCGGCCUUGCACUCCUGCAAGCCAUCCGCCGGAAUACAACACCUCCUCCGACCCUCCAUCCUGGGUCCUCGCUUGGCGGGAUAGGUUCAACUAUGCAGUCGAUGAGGACAUGCUCGAAACGAUGGUAGACGACCUUACCUGCCUCGCUCAGAGCAUGACCCCUCAACAACAUAGGCCACCACAUCGUCCCAACCGGACAAGGCCUGCACGUAGCCGCAACAACAACCGUCGCGGCAACUUCAAUCCUGCUGAGGCUAGCAGGCUUCAACGCCUUUAUAGAGCAAAUAAACACAAGGCGUUCGAAGAAGUCACUCGGGGGGCCAGCCGAUUCUGUUCUGCCAGUAAGGCUGCCCUCACGGAGCACUUCUCUGCCACCAAUCCAGCACCCUCCGAACCCUUAUGCAGCCUUCUUCCACCUAGGCUGCAACCAACGACGAGCAACCCUCUCCAUACCACCUUCACACCAACUGAGGUUGCCAAACGUCUCACUAAGUGCCAUAACACGGCCCCGGGCCCUGACGGGAUCCGUUAUUACAUCUGGCGGCGCCUGGACCCGCAGGGACACAUCCUCUCGGCUGUGUUCAAUGCCGUCCAGCGUAUUGGCCACGUUCCUAGUGCGUGGAAAACCUCUACUACAAUCCUCCUCCACAAAAAGGGCGAUCCCAACGACAUCCACAACUGGAGGCCCAUCGCACUGGCCAAUACGCUUGGAAAAAUUUACUCCGCAUGUCUCGCCAACCGUCUUCUACGUUGGUGCGAAGACAACGAAAUCAUCUCCAACGCACAAAAAGGGUUCAUGCGUUUCGAAGGGUGCUCGGAACAUUCCUAUGUCCUCCAGUCUACUAUACAGCAUGCACGCCGUAAAAAUGGCGAAUGCCAUGUUGCGUGGCUCGACCUUCGUAACGCAUUUGGCUCCGUCCCGCACUCAACAAUAUACUCCUGUCUCAAGUGGUGCGGACUUGACGAAGCCUCAAUCGAAUGUGUCCAACUCCUCUUAGAAGGCUGCCACACUCGUAUCCGUAGCAACACAGGGCUCACCGAUCCCAUCCCUGUCUUGGCUGGGGUGAAGCAGGGCUGCCCGCUAAGCCCCAUCCUGUUCAACCUAGUCAUCGAGCCCGCGAUCAGACUCAUCAACAGCCUUCAACUUGGGUACCGUCUGCACGAGCAUGCCAUUUCCAUCCUGGCAUACGCUGAUGAUAUUACUAUCGUCAGCGGCUCCGCGUCGGGAUUACAAUCCCAACUCGACCUCCUUACUAACUGGGCUUUGCAUAGCGGCCUUACUUUCAACCCGGCCAAAUGCGCUACCCUGUCAGUCGCAGGGAAGUACCAAUGCUCUGAUAGCUCCAACUUUCGAAUCCAGAACUCCAACAUUCCCUGUCUUGGGAAAAACGACUCCUAUCAUCACUUAGGCAUACCCACUGGCUUCACGCUGGGGCGUUCCGCCGACUCCACCAUUGACGGUAUCAUAGCUGACAUCAAACACAUCGAUAAUUCACCUCUAGCCCCAUGGCAGAAAAUCGAUUGUGUCAGCACUUUCCUCACGUCCAGGCUCACCUUUCACCUUACUCUUGGAAAGGUGCACAAAAAGAGAUUGAGCCAACUUGACACCGUCAUCAAACGGAACGUAAAGAAAUGGAUGAAUCUGCCUCAGCGCGCUAGCCCCGAAAUAGUCUACAUCCCGCAUGCCCAAGGUGGCGCUAACGUGACGCCAUGCAAUGUUUUAGCAGAUGUGGCCCAGGUCAGUCACGCCAUCAACCUCAUCCAAUCCAAAGAUCCGGUCGUCGCUACCCUUGCAACCAAGACCCUGCAAUUGGUAGUCGAGAAGAGAAUAAAACGCCAACCGACCGAGGCCGACCUUUGCACAUAUCUGGCCGGCUCCAUGGAUAAUGAAUUUGGCGCUGACCCUUACGACAUUCCAUCGACCUGGACUCGUCUGCGCAUGGCCACUCGCCGCCUCAAGAAGCGCAUCAACAUCGAAUGGUCCCACACCGAAAACGGAGCCUUAAUUCCUACACUCGAUGGCACUCCAAUCAAAAAAACCACAGCCAUGAAGUCGAUCAGCGCCGCUGUAAGAGCCACAUUUCUUCAAUCCCUCCUCAAUAAGCCUGAUCAAGGGAAAGCAUUUAAGAUCACCUCAGCCAACAACAAUAGCAACCACUUCUUGCGCGAGGGUAACUUCACAAGGUUCGCUGACUGGCGGUUUAUCCACCGUGCUAGGCUAAGCGUAGUACCCCUGCGCGGCCUACGCCGGUUUGGUAAUGCCAGCCAGACCUGCAGAAGAUGUCAACGCCACCGUGAAACCCUCGCACACGUAAUCAAUCACUGUCCUCCGAACCUUCACCUGAUUACGAAGCGGCACAACGCCAUCUUAGACCGACUCAACAGGGCCUUCAAUCAUAAGGACUUAAACGUCUACAUAAACCAGCAAAUCCCGGACUUUCCCAGCUCCUGCAGACCGGACUUAGUGGUAAUAAACCAGAACCCCAAGACUGCAACUAUUGUGGACAUCGCAACGCCGUUUGAAAAUGGCGCUGAUGCCUUUGAACGUGCAAGAAGCGACAAAAUCCAAAAAUACGAGGAAUUGGCAAACCACUACAGGCGACAGGGAUAUGAUACCUUCAUCGACGCAUUCGUCGUGGGAUCCCUAGGUGGGUAUGACUCUGCCAAUGACUCCGUCCUCCAACGGCUCGGCGUAAGCAGAAACUAUGCAAAACUAAUGAGAAAACUGAUGGUUAGCGACUGCAUACGCUGGAGCCGCGACAUAUACGCCAGACAUUUAGGACACCGCAUCUAA